AUGGCAUCCAAGGCGAUAUUCCUGAUGUCAGACUACGGUCAUGACCCUACAGAAACUGCGAUACCCUGGAGGGUCUUUCGGGAUGCUGGGUUGACGGUCUCUUUUGCCACGGAAGCGGGCAAAGCCCCUGCUUGCGAUAGCAAGAUGCUUACAGGCUGGACUGGGACCCUGUUGGGAGCGAACCAGGCGGCCAAGGCCGCAUACGAAAUCCUCUCAAAGGACACCGCUUUCAGGCAGCCGCUCUCCUGGACAGCCCCAGGCUUCAGCCUCGUGGACUUUGACCUCGUCUUCCUUCCGGGUGGCCACGAAAGGAGCGUUCGACAGCUCUUGGACUCUGCGGAAGCUCAGAAAGUCCUCGUCGAGUAUUUCGAGACGGCGAAGAAACCAUCGUCAAAGGUGGUUGCCGCGAUCUGCCACGGAACCCAAGUCCUGGCCAAUGCCACACGUGCCGAUGGUAAGAGCGUCUUGCAUGAGUGUGACACCACAGGACUGCCUGGUGCCAUGGAACAGACGGUCUUUCAUGCCACGAGACUUGUCCUUGGUGAUUACUACAAAACGUAUGGAGCAGGAAGCGAUAGCGUCCAAACCGCUGUAACGAAGAAGCUGCGUGAGCCGUCGCAGUUCAAGAGCAGCUUGGGUUCAGCGCCGUUCAUUGUCGAGGACGCUACUUACAAUUACCUCUCUGGCCGCUUUCCACCAGACUCGGAGGCAUUGGCAAAGCGUGCUGUGGAACUACUGAACCAGGCUCAGCCCAGGCAACGUUGA
Messenger RNA from Cyphellophora europaea CBS 101466, 765 nucleotides. RefSeq lists its product as uncharacterized. The coding region runs from base 1 to 765 and encodes 254 amino acids. The transcript has 3 exons. Lineage: Eukaryota; Fungi; Ascomycota; Eurotiomycetes; Chaetothyriales; Cyphellophoraceae. The record is from RefSeq and is a predicted model, not a curated record.